This is a messenger RNA of Paramecium octaurelia, 2454 nucleotides long. NCBI's taxonomy places the organism in Eukaryota, Ciliophora, Oligohymenophorea, Peniculida, Parameciidae. The record is from the annotation of a GenBank genome assembly.
AUGAAACCUGUGUGGAGAUUGAUAGUAAUUCUCUUUUAGACCAAUGGAUUAGGGUUUUCAAUUUAUUACUAUUUAAAAUCAUUGGAAAAUACCAAUUUGGCAUAUCUAGUCAUCUAAGCUCUUUCGUCUCUAUUAUUAUUUUUUUUUUAGACCAAAAAUAAACCAACCCUAUUCAUUGGAAGCCUGAUAUUGAUUCAACUGAGUUUAUGCUUAUUUCUAAUUCAAAAUGAAAGUAACUCUCAAAUUGAAUGUACUGCGUAUGUUGUCAUUUUGCAUUUUAUCACAACACAACUAAUUGAGGAUUUGUUAAGAUUUCAAAAAUAGUUGUUUCGAUGUAGAUUAUUUUGGCUAGUUUUGUUGCUUUAAUCAACUUGUUUGUAGAUCUUUUACAUAUAUUAAGCUUAAUAAAUUGACAUAUCCUUUUAUUAAUGCAUAAUUUAUUUGCUCUUCUCCUUGUUUAUCAAUUUGGCCAACGGAAUGUAAAAAGUGAUUAUUCCAAAAAACAAAUUAAGUGUUUAGCAACACAACCAGAAGAUAGAUUAUAUAAUCACUAGGAAGGACAGGGCAUCUUCAUUGUCUGAUACAGAUAAGCUGUCCCCAAAGAGUAAAGAAUUUCCGUUCUAUCAUUUUCUGCUGCCAGAUUACUCUUUUCAAAAACACGUUUUAAACACAAACAUACUAGACGUAAUGAUGGAAUUUACACAUGAAGGAUUAGUAGUUUUGAGAUUAAACUAAUUGAAUUAGGAGAUGGAGAUAGUAUUUUCAAAUAUAGCAUCAAAAACAUUGUUUUCAGUUAACUCAGCAAAAGAAAUUCUUGACAUUUUUAAUUCUUUAAACAACAUAUAAUAUUAAUAGCAUGAUUCCUAAGAUGACAAUUUUUUACAAAUUAAUCAAUAAAAAUAAUUAUGCAAAAGUAUGGCUUAUUUAAAGAAUGAACAGAUAAAUCAAUCCAUCAAUCCUCAUUACUAAAUUCUUUUAGAAUUGAAUCAAGAAAAAAAAGUAGUUAACUAAUUUAAAGAAAUUUUUAGUAAAUUUAAAUAAAAUAGUCUUUAGAACGAAUUUUUUACAUUACAAACAUUUUACCCUAAUAAUAUUGUAGCAAUGUCUUAAAAUGAAAGAAAAUCAGAGAGAAUGUUGGAACUUACUAUAACCAAAAGGGAGAACAAUCUAUUCUUUAUUUUGAUUAGAGAUAUUACACAUAAAUAAAAAAUCAAAUAUUUGAGAGAAUAUGAUCUAUAAAAAUCAAAAAUGCUAUCCUAUGUAAGUCAUGAAUACAGAUCUCCUCUGAAUUGCAUCAUUUAGAUGAUUGAAAAUGUACUGCACACUAAUUAAUUAACGAUAGAUAAUUCUGAGAUGCUUCAAGCGGCUUUAGAUAAUUCAUAUUAUAUUUUAAAUUUAUCAAAUGAUUUGCUAGACUUGGCUUAAAUUAAAAAUGGUAAAUUUACAAUUCAAUAAACAAGAUUCAAUUUAUAAUUACUGAUUAAAGAGUGUUUGAAGUUAUUUGCAUUGAAGGCUAAGAUAUUAAAUUUAAACCUAUCCUACAUUUAUGAUAAUUAAGCUCCCUCACUAGUUUUUAGUGAUAGGAAUAGAAUUAAAUAAAUUUUGGUCAAUUUAUUGAGCAAUAGCUUUAAAUUUGCAUCCAAUAAAAUUACCAUACUUGUCUCUUCUAUAGAUAACACAACAAUCAGAAUAGGUGUGCAAGAUGAUGGAAUUGGUAUCUCUAAUGAAGAUUAAAAAAAGUUAUUCAAGUAAUUUUCCAAAGUAAAUUCCGAAGAAAGUAGAAAGAGGAAUGAGAAUGGAGUGGGAUUAGGUUUGGUUAUCAGUAAUCAGAUAGCAAGUUCUAUAGGUUGUGGUGGUCUAUAGAUAGAUUCAAAGUUAAAUUAAGGUACUUAUUUUUUUUUCAACUUGUAAAUCUAAUAAACUAGACUGAAAAGAGUGUCAAAUUUUCGCAUUAAAGAAAAUCAAGGUUAAUCCUAAGAUGUUGAUGAAGGGAUGACAUUUUUGUUGGAACCUCCAAAAUCAAUUGACUUAGAACCUCCUCUUACUAGAUGUCCUCAUAUUUUAAUAGUUGAUGAUGAGAUUUUUAAUGUUUUUACAUUCACUAAAUUAUUGAAUAAAAAGUAAAUAUUGAUAUUGAUAGUUAGAAACAUUCUAGACAUAGAUUCGGCAUCAAAUGGUAGUGAAUGCAUUGAAAAAUUGAGAAAAAAAAAAUGUUGUUAAACAUGCAGCGGCUAUCGAUUAAUCUUUAUGGACUUAGAGAUGCCAAUAUUGAAUGGUUUUAAUGCUUCUAAGGAAGCGCUUAAAAUAAAUCCAAAUCAGAUUAUUAUUGCUUGUUCAGGAUAUACAGAUCAUAAAGAAAGAGAAGAAUGUAAGAAAAUUGGUGUAUUGAAUUAUCUCGUCAAACCUAUUAGAGACCAAGAACUCAACGAUAUUUUAAAGGAAUAUUAUUUUUGA